Messenger RNA from Epinephelus fuscoguttatus (brown-marbled grouper), 680 nucleotides. RefSeq lists its product as uncharacterized. The record is from RefSeq and is a predicted model, not a curated record. Gene Ontology annotation, molecular function: zinc ion binding. NCBI's taxonomy places the organism in Eukaryota, Metazoa, Chordata, Actinopteri, Perciformes, Serranidae. Bases 24 to 680 code for a protein of 218 amino acids. The transcript is spliced from 3 exons.
AAUACGAACAUGAAGCAAAGGAGAUGGAGAAGGGCAAAGAAAAUGACAGAGGACCCUACCGCGACAAACUCAAAUUAAACGCGAGGCAAAGGUACAUAGAGAAGCUGCAAAUGCUUAACAAUGUCGAUCCCUACGAUAUAACGGCCAAGGACUGGAGUCAAGACCCCGCUGUACUCCCGCCACUGACAUAUCCCGACAUUGUAAACUAUCUGGUUUUUGGACUGAGUGCAUAUACUUUACAAGAAUUUAAAAGUUAUAAAUCUUUAGAAGCCCAUGAGCAGUUCUGCAGCGGGUGGGUGCAAGAUUUACUCAUUCACAAGCCAGAAAACUCAGCGAACACAGUCGCAGUAGCAAAGGUCAUGCACUCCCAGCGUCUCAACGAGGCUCCUCUGAAGGCUUGGGUUAUACUCAGCUCAACUGGUGUAGUUCGGGCAGCUCAUUGUACGUGCAUGGCUGGUGUUGGCGAGACAUGUACACACAUUGGUGCCCUACUUUUCAAAGUGGAAGCUACUGUCUGGUGCAGGGAAGUGAAAACAGUCAGAGACAAACCUGCAUACUGGAUCCUACCUGGUAAUGUCAACAAAGUGCAUGCUGCUGAGAGUCAUCACAUUAAUUACACUUCUGCUGCCUCCUCCCGAAAAUCCCUGAAAGGAGCCCUCCCACAAGCUGUUUCUAUUUAG